UCUUCAUUUACAGAGAGCCCCAACAAUGGCUACCAGCACCACACCCUCGUCCCUCAUGCUAACGUACGCCUCCUCCUACGUGCACCCACAAGACCUCACUCCCUCCCUCGUCUCCUUCCAGCCAGAGCCCCUCUUCAAAACCCUCUGCCUUUGCCCGCUGGCUCUGAGGCCUCGCGAGAUAAAACCAAGCAAAUGUGCCAAUUCCGAGCCUCAACGAGUGCCCGCGGCGGCUCUGACGGCGGAGGCAGAGGUAUCUGAGGAUGUGGAUGAGAACGAAGAAGUGAAAGGAGGUGAUGGGUCUGUUGCUGUUGCUGUUUCUUCAAAGCCCAAGAAAGGGAAGGCUGCAUUGCUUUUGAAGAGAGACAGAACAAGGUCCAAAAGAUUCUUGGAAAUUCAGAAAUUGAGGGAAACCAAAAAAGAGUAUGCGCUGCAGCCUGCCAUUGCUUUACUGAAAGAAAUGACAAAUACGAAAUUUGUAGAAACUGCUGAAGCCCAUUUCCGCCUCAACAUUGAUCCAAAAUAUAAUGACCAGCAGCUAAGAGCAACUGUAAACCUGCCCCAAGGGAACUGGACAGACUCAAAGUGGCUGUUCUUACUCAAGAGAACAUUUUAUUCUUUGAAAAAGUUGCAUGCUAAGAAGAGGAAGAUUGUUGAUAGAAGAGCCUCUAAGAGUCGCAUGAUAAGGUACAAUGUUUAUGAGAACACAUUAAAUUUCAUGGCUCCAAAGACCAUGGCCGUUUCUCCUAUGCUUCCUGAGCUCAAUAAUUUGUUCGGGUUGAAUAUGCAGAAACCAGCUUCCGUAGUGUAGUAGCGAUGCAAGGCUGAAUGAGCUGUAUAGUCCUUAGAUCUCAGGCUAAGAAAUUGUCUGCUUUUAAUUUAUUUGAUAUAUUAUUCUAAUAUUUGUUGUACUAAUAUUUAUGCAAUUUACACAUUUUUUCAAUGGGAGCCGAGCAUGAUUUUGUUGUAAAUGACAGUUAAUAUCUGUAAAUUUGACAUUUAUAAGCACAUAUGCUGUUUUUGCUUUCCCCGGUGCCGAAAUGUUUUCCACCAAUUCGAAAAAUUGAUUCUUGCCCGGUAUUGCGUAUGUCAAAGUCCUUUCCUUAUGUGUACAAUCAAUUUUUUUCUUCCAGUUAUUUACUGCUAGUAUACAUACAACCAUCUGUUUAUUUUCUCUGGUACGAGAUUUUAUGCAAUCAGUGGCAGGAAAGAAAAAUUCUGAAGUAUCGAUAAUGUU
This is a messenger RNA of Malus domestica (apple), 1234 nucleotides long. RefSeq names its product large ribosomal subunit protein uL1c-like. Gene Ontology annotation, cellular component: nucleus. The record is from RefSeq and is a predicted model, not a curated record. NCBI's taxonomy places the organism in Eukaryota, Viridiplantae, Streptophyta, Magnoliopsida, Rosales, Rosaceae.